AAAACAGAAAUCAAAGAAGUUGACGAAGAACGGGAAGAAGAAGCAGGAAGAAGAAGAAGAACACAUCGGCACCACCACAAUGAAUUCAAGCAAGAGACUGGGAAAGGAGCUGGAGGAUAUCCGCAAAAGUGGGUUGAAGUGUUUCCGCAACAUUCAAGUGGAUGAAACAAACAUUUUACACUGGCAAGGGCUCCUUCUUCCUGAUUGCUCUCCAUAUGACAAAGGAGCAUUUCGGAUCGACAUCAAUUUUCCAUCAGAGUACCCCUUCAAGCCACCAAAGGUCAAUUUCAAGACGAAAAUCUACCAUCCCAACAUCGACGAGAAGGGUCAGGUCUGCCUGCCGAUGAUCACUGUGGAGAACUGGAAACCAGCCACAAGAGCAUACCAAGUGAUUCAGAAUCUAGUUGGUCUCAUUAACACCCCCGAGCCGGAGCAUCCGCUGAGGGCCGACCUGGCCGAGGAAUACACUAAAGACCGCGCCAAAUUCAUGAAGAACGCCGAGGAGUUCACGAGGAAACACAGUGAAAAACGACCCACUGACUGACCACACACAACACACCGACCCUCACAGCUGUUUGCCUUCUUUCUGUUUUCUCUUUAAAUAGCCUACCUUGACUUUGUUCUCACCCCCCCUCCCCUAAAUUCACACAAAGUUGCCCCGCUUCUCUCUCGUACCUUCAAUGUUGUAACACUCUCCGACCACUCCUCAGUAGAGGCUUGUGUUUCUCUUUCACUUUGCCAAAAAAAAAAGAGAAGCAGGACUUUUUGGUGAAUCUGCAGGUUCUGGCCUCUAGCAGUCACCUUUGGGUUGUUUUAAAAUUCUUUCUACUAAUUUCUUUUUAUAAAAACUUCAGAAAAUUGUGAGAGGUGUUGGCAUCCUGGAGAGAGUGAAGUGCUGUUACACUUUCUGUUUUCUUGAUUCCUUUUUGAACAGUUAGCAUCUAAUGCUGCCGUUUGUCUGUUGCCUCCCUUUUUUUACUUCCUCUGCCUUUUUAAAGACGCACUGUACGUCGUGAUAAUCACCGUCACAGGACCUGAAAGUUCAAAUUUGUUUCUGAUGUAGAAAAAAAAUGAAGUCAUGUGCUUUAAAAUGUUUUUUUUUUGUACUUUGCGAUAUUAGGGAAAAUCUCUAUUUGUGAAAACUCGUAGGGAAGCAGUUUUUUUAUUUUUUUAUGCAGACGGGAAAUCAAUCUUUUUGUUUUAUUUUGAGUGCAGUACUGUUCGUCUAAAUGUCAGACAUAGUUCUAAAGGCACUUCUCAAGUUAUAUUUUGUUGAAGAAUCAGUUCUAACGCCUCUAACACAACGUUGUUUGUUCUUUAUAAAGAAACAGCAGCCUCAGCUUUAAUAUUAAAACACACAUGUGGUUGCUCUUGUGUUUAUUUUACUGAUCGUCCACUCAGCACUAUGUUGAUAUUUUUUUAUACUCAACUCAAUAAAGAAAGCACUGAUUGGUUCAACACGUUUUGAACUUGCAGAGUUCCUAUUGGCUCCUUUCUCCUCUAGUUAACAGUCCUUAUAUCCUGGUAGUUGACCAAACCAUAGCGCACCUGACUGUACGCCGUUAUACAUGUACGAUAAGGCAAGACAUACAUGUCAUAAAGCGGACGGAUGGUCUUAAAUGAAUAAAGAUUUGUGAUGGAUGCUGAAU
Molecule: messenger RNA, 1649 nt
Organism: Labrus bergylta (ballan wrasse)
Lineage: Eukaryota; Metazoa; Chordata; Actinopteri; Labriformes; Labridae
Gene: ube2l3a
Product: ubiquitin-conjugating enzyme E2L 3a
Source: RefSeq, a predicted model, not a curated record